This is a messenger RNA of Ornithodoros turicata, 2881 nucleotides long. Its product is annotated as general transcription factor 3C polypeptide 3-like. The record is from RefSeq and is a predicted model, not a curated record. Gene Ontology annotation, molecular function: protein binding. NCBI's taxonomy places the organism in Eukaryota, Metazoa, Arthropoda, Arachnida, Ixodida, Argasidae. The transcript is spliced from 24 exons. The coding region runs from base 39 to 2750 and encodes 903 amino acids. Gene Ontology annotation, biological process: transcription by RNA polymerase III. Gene Ontology annotation, cellular component: transcription factor TFIIIC complex.
AUCCGAUAUUAGCCAAUGAUAUCCAGUAGUACACGAAAAUGGCAGACGCUUCUUCUCGUUCAGACGAUAAUCCGUUCAAAAGUUUAUUGGGAGAAAUCUCAGAGGAACAAUGGGAGACUUACAAAGCCCUUAAAAGACAGCAAGGGAAUCUGGUGUUGGAUGACAGCUCUGAUUCCGCACCCAGUGGUGAUGAAACCCAUCCACACGAAACUACUCUAUACGUUGAGGUACAGGCGCAGCCAGAAGCAGAAACGACAAAGGUUGAAGACGACAGCAGUGACAGCUCAGAUGGCGAGGACAAGGAGACUUUGCAGUCGCAGUCUGACAUUACAAAAAAGUACAUCACAGGAGAAAUCACAUUUGCCGAGUUAACGGAAUACAUGGAAGCGAAAAGUCCAUCCACCGAAGCAUCGGAAGCGCCAUCUAGCCAGAAGCCUUCCGACGAGAGUGACGAUCCUCUUGACGAAUACUUGGACUCGAAGAGUAAAAGACGAAGCAGGAGGCGCCGCAAGAAUAAGAAGAAGAAAAAAUGUGCGGUGAGGAGAAGCCGCCUGCCGCGUGACUUGCAGGGUCUCAUGGGAGAGGCAAACUUGCGGUUUGCGAAAGGGGAUCACGAAGAUGCCAUCAAGAUGUGUAUGGAAGUUAUACGUCUAGUGCCGAUAGCGCCGGAGCCCUUCCAGACGCUUGGCAUGAUCUACGAAGAAAUGGGAGACAGUGUCAAGUCCUUGCAGUACGCCCUGAUUGGUGCAUAUCUGAGCCCGGAAGAUGCGGACGAGUGGGCCCGCCUGGGAGAGCUCUCCCUGGAGCAAGGGGACGUGCGCCAGGCGUCCACCUGCUACGCGCGGGCCGUACGUGCGGACCCUCAGAACGUGGACCUUCGCCUGGAACUGUGCACUCUGUACGAGCAACUGGGAGAACAGAAAAGGGCCCUGGAGUGUUGCAAUGCCCUGCUGACCCUCAUGGGACCCAAGCAGGGAGCACAAUGCAUGCAGCUGGCUCGUGAAGUUGCCAAGGUUUACCACCAAAUGGGCAGCACAAGCACUGCCGUUCAAGCUCUGGAGAAGGUGUUCAACAAGUUUCCUUCACAUAUUGCUUCGGAAGAUGUGAACAUGCUGUUGGAGCUCCAGCUGAGUGAAAAGAUGCAUUACGAAGCACUUUUGGUUUUGACGAAGCAUUGUGGCAUUGAGUUUAGCCUACCAGGGGAGCAGAGCGACGUUGCCGAGGUGCUGGAGAAGAAGAACAUCUCCAUGUUUGAACAGUGUACGGUUCCAGACUUGCUCCCAAUAGAUCUACAGGCGAAGCUGAUUGUCUGCCUUGUCCAUUUGGGAGCCCACAACCUUGUUCAGGGCCUGGUGGAAGACCUUCAGAAAGAAAACAUUGAGGAAGUGGGUGACCUGUAUCUGGAUGUGGCUGAAGCCUACAUGGAGCAGGAACUGUACUCGCAGGCUUUGCCCCUCUUGCAGACGUUAGUCGCCACCGUAAACUACAACCUGGCGGCAGUGUGGCUCCGCUAUGCGGAAUGUCUGCAGCAGCUAGGCCGGUUGGAAGAGGCGACGGACGUCUAUCGUCGAGUGUGUAAGAUGGCACCCGCCCAUGCAGAGGCCAGGAUGGCGCUCUGCACCUUGCUUCUUAAAAGGGGUCAUAGAGACGAUGCAGUUAGUGCCCUUAGGCAAGAUUGCGAAGACGGAAAUGAUGAAACCGACCCAGAUGUGACGGUACUACUGAGACGAACAGAGCUCCUGUACGAAUUUGGCCAAAAGGAAGCCUUUGUGGAGGCUGCCAUGUUGCUGCUGCAGUGCCACUGCCCGUCCGUGGAAAACGAGUCUGACUACUCGGCGGUGUACAGUAAUUUUUCAUCACGUGGCCGUUAUGACGCCCUCAAAGAUCUGCAGAAGAAAAGGGGUAUAGUCUCUAAACAUUUGCUGGCAUCUGACCUGAAGAUCUCCAUGGAGUCCCUGGUGGAUAUCUUUACAAAACUAUGCCAGAUACUGUACGACCUCAACCGUUGGAAGGACCUGCAAUACGUGACGACCAUCACCCUCGCGUCUCCCCUCCUCACCAAAGAGCCUGCAUUUAUGAAGAAUGUGGAAUUCAUGAGCCUGAUGGCGCACUACAAAGACCCUAACAUGGAGGAGCAUUCCUUCUUCUUGGCGAGGGCCAUGGUGCUAAGGAAUCCCCACAGCAACAAGGCUUGGAACCUGUUCGGCCUGGCCGUGAACAUGAGCCCCGUUAUGCGCCAUAACCGGUUUUGCCUCCGUCUGUUGUACAAGUAUCCAGACAACGUCGCCCUGGGCCUGCUCAACGGCCAUAAUGCCCUGGUAUCCGGCACCUACAAGCAUGCUCUCGGGGAAUACAUGUGUCUGGCAAAGGAGCAUCCGGACGACCCGUUCGUUCUCCUCUGCGUUGGUCUGUGCUUCACUCACAUCAGUUGCCAGAAGUUCACGGCCAAGCGCCACUCGCUCUACGUCCAGGCCAUCGCCUUUAUGACUCGUUACCUGGAGAUGCGAGGGAACUGCCAGGAGUCCUACUACAACGUCGGACGAGCUCUUCAUCAGCUCGGUCUGCUCCACCUGGCGGCCAGUUAUUAUAAGAAAGCAUUAGAGGAACCUCCGUCACUCACGGUGAUCUGCAGGGACGAGAACAUCUUUGACUUGCGGAAGGAAAUAGCUUUCAACCUGAGUCAGAUCUAUCUUGCCAGCAAGAACACGGACCUGGCUGCAAUGUACAUAAACAAGUACUGCAUCAUCUGAUCACUGGCGGAGAAUUAGCGUGUAAAUAAGGAUGAUUUGUACAUAGUUUCUCGUAACACCACCUGGAGGAAAGAUGGAUAUUCAGCUGCAUUAUUUAUUUCAUAAAAGUGGGAACACACUUCAAAGCAGUA